AUGACCAGCGGGACCCUCCUGGCGGUGAGUGGAGAGGACGGCCGCCAAUCCACUAUCCCGCCAAACGGAGCCCGACAGCCGCACUGCAUCUGUGCGGACCGAGUCGUGGUCCCCCCUCUGGGCCGGAGGGGUGAUCCUGGUCCUCACCCCACAGCCACACCCGGAGGCUAUAUCACACCAGGCUGCGGCGUAGGCCCAAAACCCAAAUCCAAGAUGGCUGAAGCCACGAAUGGAAGAGCUGACCCACAGAGCCUGAAACAGAUCACUGAUCUGAGCCGCCCAGACACACGAGAGAACAGGCAGCGAAUAAGCACCACAGGGCCCCAAAUGGACAACUACCAUCAGAGGCCGAUGGGAGAAGAGGAGGGGAGACGCAAAAUAAACAACGCCGCGUCCCUCACCAACACACCAAACCACACCUCCCACCCAACGGUACCUCAGAAACAACCCCCCCCAGAUUACGAACAUGCAACAGGACUGUGA
Molecule: messenger RNA, 483 nt
Organism: Pelobates cultripes (western spadefoot toad)
Lineage: Eukaryota; Metazoa; Chordata; Amphibia; Anura; Pelobatidae
Source: the annotation of a GenBank genome assembly